Molecule: messenger RNA, 981 nt
Organism: Lodderomyces jiufengensis
Lineage: Eukaryota; Fungi; Ascomycota; Pichiomycetes; Serinales; Debaryomycetaceae
Gene: CDC10
Product: septin
Exons: 1
Coding region: 1-981 (326 amino acids)
Biological process (GO): cytoskeleton-dependent cytokinesis
Cellular component (GO): microtubule cytoskeleton; septin ring; septin complex
Molecular function (GO): molecular adaptor activity; GTP binding; GTPase activity
Source: RefSeq, a predicted model, not a curated record
AUGUCAUAUGAAGAUAGAUCAACACAACCUAAGAAAUAUGUUGGUUUUGAUACCAUCACCACUCAAAUAGAAAAUAGAUUAUUAAAAAGAGGAUUUCAAUUCAAUAUUAUGGUUGUUGGUAGAUCAGGAUUAGGUAAAUCAACACUUGUUAAUACACUUUUUUCAUCAAAAUUAAUUCAAAGUAAUGGUAGAAAAUCAGUUUAUGAACCAAUUGAAAAAACAACAGAAAUAAAAGUUACUCAACAUACAUUAUUAGAAAAUAAUGUUCGAUUAAAUAUAAAUGUUAUUGAUACACCUGGAUUUGGAGAUCAAAUAAAUAAUGAAAAAUGUUGGGAACCAUUAGUUAAAUAUGUUAAAGAACAACAUUCACAAUAUUUAAGAAAAGAAUUAACUGCACAAAGAGAUAAAUUUUUAUUGGAUACAAGAGUUCAUUGUAUAUUAUAUUUUAUACCACCAAAUGGUCAAAAAUUAAAACAAUUAGAUAUUCAAGCUUUAAAAAAAUUAAGUGAAAUUGCUAAUGUUGUACCAAUUAUUGCAAAAUCAGAUUCUUUAACUUUGGAAGAAAGAGAUGAAUUUAAAAAAUUAUUACAACAAGAAUUUAUGAAAUAUAAUUUUAAUAUUUAUCCUUAUGAUUCAGAAGAAUUAUAUGAUGAAGAAAGACAAUUAAAUGAAGAUAUAAAAUCUUUAAUUCCAUUUGCAGUAGUUGGAUCAGAAAAUGAAGUUGAAAUUAAUGGUAAAAAUGGUCAAGAAUUUAUAAGAUGUAGAAAAACAAAAUGGGGAUUAAUUAAUAUUGAAGAUGUUAGUCAAUGUGAAUUUGUAUUUUUAAGAGAUUUUUUAACAAGAACUCAUUUACAAGAUUUAAUUGAAACAACAAAUUUAACACAUUAUGAAACUUUUAGAUCAAAACAAUUAAUUGCUUUGAAAGAAAAUGCAAGUAAUCCAAAUAGGCAAUCACAAAUUAAUCAACAAGCAGUACACUAA